UGGUGAAUGAAAAAGAGAAAGCUAGAAAGAAGAAGGCUCAACCAACAAAGAUGAAAACUGUUAGAAGGUCCCACCGGUUACAAGCUGUGGUGAGGAAAUCAAAUAACUUGGGCAAGCCAAGCCUAGUUGUUAUUUCUGAUGAUGAGGACUUGCAUGGUGAAGUCACUCUUCAUUCUCAGUUUCCAAUUGAUGAAAAUGUUCCUGAAAAUGGGAUUGCUCCUGAUGUUACAGUGUCUGAAUCUUUGCAGGUUGCUGAAAAUGUGCCUGAAAAUUUGAGUGCUCCAAUGGCUCCAGCUGUUGAUGAAAUUGUGCCUGAAGUCCAGGUUGUUCCUGAAAAUGUGCCUGAAGUCCAGGUUGUUCCUGAAAACUUGGUUGAAUCCGACAAUAAUAUUCCAAAAGUUAUUGAUGGAGAUGAUGAUCAGAGUGAUGUGUCUAAUCAAGGCAUUAGACUUGAGGAUAGUGAAGAAGAAAGAGACCUUCAACAAGAAGAUGAAUUAACGAACCCAGCUUUUGCAGAGGCAGAGGAUUUGUUGAAUAAGCAUAUCACACAAAUGCUUAAUGGUAGGUCUGCUGAUGGUAUGGGGAUGGCUUUUGGGGAUGACCCUGACUUUGAUGGAGGGUAUGAGAGUGAAGAUUUGGAAAGUGUGGCAACUGAUUCUGAGAUGGAAGAUGUUCCUAGGAGAAGAUACCCAAAGUUUGUGGAGGAGCGUUUGGGCCCAGAUUUCAAAUUCAUUCUUGGAAUGGACUUUGCAUCCCUUGAUCAGUUCAAGGAAGCUCUAACUGAUGUUUGUGUAACGAAUGACAGAGAAUACAAAUUCCUGAAAAAUGAUAGCAUUAGGUGCAGGGUGGCGUGUAGAAGUGAUGAUUGUCCAUGGCUCAUUCUGUGUAGCAAGGUUGGUAACAAGAAAUCUUACAGAAUCAAAACUCUAGUUGAUAACCACACAUGUGCUAGAGUGUUUGAUAAUAAGUCUGCAAAUAUAAAGUGGGUGAAGAAGAAGCUGUUGAAUACAGUCAGGACAGUCAACAAAAUCAGCACCAAUGAAAUUGUAGAUGACUUCAGAGUUAACCUUGGGACUGGUAUAACCAGAUACAGAGCAUGGAAAGGCAAACAGUUGGCAACUGAAGAGGUUGAAGGUGCUGUUGAAUUACAGUAUACCCUCUUGUGGAGAUUUAGUAAUGAAUUGAGAGCAAGGUCAGCAGGAAACACAUGCAAGAUGAGCUUUGAAUCACCCAGAACCACAUUGUUUCCUAGAUUCAGCAGAUAUUAUAUGUGCUUGGAUGGCUGUAAAAGAGGGUUUCUAGCUGGAUGCAGGCCAUUCAUAGGCUUGGAUGGAUGCCAUCUCAAGACUAAACAUGGAGGGAUACUGUUGGCAGCAGUUGGUAGAGAUGCAAACGAGCAGUAUUUCCCUCUAGCCUUUGCUGUUGUUGAAUCUGAAACCAAAGAUAGUUGGAGAUGGUUUAUGGAGCUUUUGAUGGAUGACAUAGACCCCACAAGAUCAAGCAGAUGGGUAUUUAUCUCCAAUCAACAAAAGGUAAUUGUGAUCUUAUUGUCAUAAGUAAACUCAUUUUUGUCAUUAACUCUACCUAUCCUAAUGUAAUUAAAAUGAUUACAGGGAUUGAUGGAGGUCUUCAAAGAAGAUAUGCUGCAAGGUGUUGAACAUAGACUAUGUGUAAGGCAUCUUUAUGCAAACAUGAAAACUAAAUUUGGAGGUGGUGUGCUUCUAAGGGACCUAAUGAUGGCUGCUGCCAAGGCUACAUAUGAAGCAGCUUGGAAAGAAAAAAUGCAACUAAUAAAGGAGCAUAACGAAGUUGCUUUCCACUGGUUGAUGGAGAAGCCAACUUCAAGCUGGUGCAGACAUGCUUUUAGUUGGUUCUCUAGAUGUGAUGUGGUUAUGAACAACCUAUCAGAAGCCUUCAAUUCUGCAAUUAUAUUGGCCAGAGACAAACCUAUCCUAACCAUGAUGGAGUGGAUUAGGACCUAUGUCAUGGGAAGGUUCCCAGCAAUGAUGGAGAAGCUGAACAAGCAUCCUGGACAAAUCAUGCCUAGGUCAUUGAAGAGGAUAUCACAUGAGGUUGACCACAGUAAGAACUGGGUCACUAGGGCUGUUGGUGUUCUAAUGUUUGAGGUUCGCCAUCUAAUCACUUUGGAGAGACAUGUUAUCAACUUGAGGGAUAGGACUUGUUGCUGUAAUUUCUGGCAGUUGAAUGGCUUUCCAUGCAGACAUGCAGUGGCUGCAAUUUCUUUUCAUGGCCAUGAUCCAAAGGCCUAUGUACAUGAGUGCUACCAGAGGGCUGCUUAUAGAGCAACAUAUGAGAAUUUUGUCACACCAUUACCUGGACCUAACCAGUGGAUUGUUACUCCACAUGAUCCUGUAUGCAUUAUGCCACCAUUGUAUAAGAGAAGAGCUGGUAGGCCCAAGAAAUUGAGGAGAAGAGACCCAUGUGAUGAUCUUAAUCCAAGUAAAUUAAAGAGAGGGGGUGCAGCUUGGAAGUGCAGCAGGUGCAAGCAAUACGGGCACAAUAAGAAGACCUGUAAGAACCCUAUUCAGGAAGACCAACCUGCUGGGAAUGAUGGAGCUGAGGAUGGACAGAAUGAUGGACCUGCUGAGAAUCAAAAGAAAACAAAGAAAAAGGGUUUUAAGAAAUGCAGUAGAUGCAAGCAGUAUGGGCACUAUAAAAACAAAUGUAAGAACAACCCUGAAAUCAUCCCCAUAUUUCAAGCUCCUGCUCCUUCUCUUCCUGGUAUUGUUAUCAGGGAGCCAAGCAAUAAUCUCACUGCACCUGCCCCAGUACCUCUUACUUCUGGAAAAGGGGUAUUAUUCGAUCUCAUAUCUAUUUGGAUCUAUUUUCAUCUUAAUUUCCUAGAAUCUUGUAUGAAAAAGCCUACCUUUAAUUCCAAAAGGAAAAAGUCCAUGAUGCUCCAAGAUCUGAGGUUCAAAAUUGGAGUCAAGGAUAUACUGUGACAAGGAAUCAUGGAGCUGCAAGCACUUCUGCUUCUAUCCUCCAAGUUGGGACUGCAUCUGGGACUUCCAGGACAGUAGAUGGGGCUGCAGCUGUUACAGGAAAUGAUUUUCCCAUGGCUUCAGGAGAUCAACAAGUUGUUGAAGACACUUUACCAACACAGUGCAGCGUUGUCUUGGACAAA
Messenger RNA from Lotus japonicus, 3145 nucleotides. RefSeq lists its product as uncharacterized. Lineage: Eukaryota; Viridiplantae; Streptophyta; Magnoliopsida; Fabales; Fabaceae. The record is from RefSeq and is a predicted model, not a curated record. The transcript is spliced from 2 exons. The coding region runs from base 51 to 1556 and encodes 501 amino acids.